Messenger RNA from Labrus mixtus (cuckoo wrasse), 2078 nucleotides. It is a transcript of the gene stk33, whose product is annotated as serine/threonine kinase 33. The transcript has 14 exons. Gene Ontology annotation, molecular function: ATP binding; protein kinase activity. The record is from RefSeq and is a predicted model, not a curated record. The coding region runs from base 268 to 1659 and encodes 463 amino acids. NCBI's taxonomy places the organism in Eukaryota, Metazoa, Chordata, Actinopteri, Labriformes, Labridae. Gene Ontology annotation, biological process: protein phosphorylation.
UGGACACCAAUUUAGAAAAUUAAUGGCAUUCCUGCCUAUGUCACGUUUAUCUUUUAGUUAAGUGUACUUCAUGUUGGUGGACCCACGAGAUCCACCAGGGGCGCUGAAAGACCCUGAAAAAGAGAAGCGCUGUUCAUUCAUUGGUAUCUUGUCCCACUUCGUCUUCCGUACUCACACGCUGAUAAACUUUUUGCCCAAGGAGCAACUUGCACACUGAAAAAUGACCUGUUCUGAGAGGUGACACAGGCAGAUGUUAGUGAAUUAGGAAUGAACAUGGUGUCUCCGGGAACUAAUAGUGGUACACUGGAGAGGGCUGUGCCUGUGUUACGCCUGGAGGAUGAUGCUGACCUCAGAGAAAUAUAUACAUGUGGAAGGAAAUUGGGUCAAGGUAGCUUUGGAGUUGUUUAUGAAGCCAUCCACGUCGAGACACGGACAAAAUGGGCUAUUAAGGAAGUUUGCAAACCAGCGCCUGGAAGUUCGAAAGUGGAGAUGCUGGAGAAUGAAAUAAACAUUCUCAAACGAGUUAAUCAUGCUCACAUAAUACAUCUCAAGGAAGUCUAUGUCACGGCUAAGAUGACAUACUUGGUUACUGAGUUGUGUGUUGGAGGUGAUCUGAAGCAGCUGUUGAAGCGGAAAAAGUUCUUUACAGAGGAUGAGACGAGGCAUAUCGUCUGCAGCUUAGCUGACGCCGUUGUCUACCUUCACAAAAGAGAUAUAGUGCACCGGGAUUUGAAACUGGGAAACAUCCUUGUGAAAAAUGCUGUCAGUGAAGAUGAAAGUGGCAGGAUUAAUAUCAAGGUGACAGACUUUGGAUUAUCGGUGCAGACGGGAGGUGUAGGCAUUGAGAACAUAAUGACGGAAAGCUGUGGGACUCUUAUCUUUAUGGCCCCUGAAAUUAUGAGCGGUCGUGGUUACACACACUGGUGUGACGUUUGGAGCAUAGGAGUUGUCAUGUAUAUGUUGCUGUGUGGGGAGCCUCCAUUCAGGUCAAAGACAAAGACAGAACUAUAUAAGGAAAUUUUGAACAAAGAAGUUGAAUUUACCCAAACCAUCUGGAAAACCGUCAGUGAUGCAGCAAAAAAUCUACUGACCUGCCUUCUGAAGGUGGACCCCGCCUAUCGAAUGUCUGCUAAUCAGCUCCUAGAAAACCCCUGGAUCACAGGUGACACUAAUGUAUCUGCAUUACCGUCCAAUGUGCUGGAGAUGAUUCGUCAUCACAGAGAAAAGCAAGAGAGAACACAAACUCAGGAGGACUUUUCCCUCUCCUCUGAGGACACACUGGACCCGUCCAUAUCUUCCAGAACAGCUUCAUCUAAAACAAACAGCAACCACAAGAGCCCGGUUAAGCUCAACCCAAAGUCCAGCAGAGAAAGGAGGCUCUGCAGCCCUUCCACAUCCACCAAGCAGACUAAAGACGGUGUUGGCAGCAUCCGACAGGACAAGCACAAAAACGGCUCUAAAACCCCUGGACCACCUCAACCAACACCCACACAGUCUCAUGCUGGCGUGAAACCCUGCACACAGCAGCCUAGAACUCUGGACAAGAAGGACGUCAGUGCAGGACAGAAAUCAGCCUCUGACAGAAGGAGCUCUUCUCCCACCAUUAAAAGUAGGACUGCCCUUGUAAACCAGAGACAGAAUACAAGAGAGAAAAGCUGAAUUAGCCGUGGCAUACACUGAAUAGAACUAAUGUAAUUCUGUGAUUUAGCAUUGAUUAGAAUUAAACUACUGUGAAUGGUGCAACCUUUUCUGUGAUGAACAGAGACAAAGCAUCAAGAGAAGUGUCAAUUACUUGAGGCUAAUAUGCAGGUGUUAAAAAAAGUAGUCAGAGACCAGUGGAGCAGAGAGUCAGCUGUUCCUUGUGCCAAAGAAAAGCCCCCCCCCCCCCCCCCCCCGAGGUGAUCCCUGUGAAGUAGGGUAAAACUGCAGGACAAAUACUUCCUGUUACACAGCCAACUGUUUAAUAUUGUCUAGCAGCCAAGAUGCAAGCUCACACUUUAUCAUAGUGUUAGCAAAGACAGGCAUUACUACUUAAGCAAUUUUAUAAUUCAUUGAUAGUAAUAAUUAUUCCUAUCAAC